Messenger RNA from Frankliniella occidentalis (western flower thrips), 1806 nucleotides. RefSeq names its product E3 SUMO-protein ligase ZBED1-like. NCBI's taxonomy places the organism in Eukaryota, Metazoa, Arthropoda, Insecta, Thysanoptera, Thripidae. The transcript is spliced from 4 exons. The annotation marks the transcript as partial. The record is from RefSeq and is a predicted model, not a curated record.
GGUUCCGAAGAUGACCCUGGUCUCCCCGGCCCCAGUUCAGCUGCAGCUCCAGCUGCCGCUGCAGCAUCAGGAGCACCGGCGGCGGGGGCAUCAGGUGGAUCGAGGAAGCGAUCUAGCUCAAGCUCCUGCACCACGCCAAAUACUCCCAAGCAAAUGACUUUGUCCAGGUCCUUUGAGGCGGCUUCAUCUUUGAAAGAUCCCGACGGUAUGAGGAAUUUGGCGUUAAGGGAAGCUCUCCUCUACAUGAUUUGCCGUGACAACAUGCCACUCCAGACCAGUGACAAGGAGGGGUUCCGCAACUUCUGUAAAGUCGCUGUGCCGUUGUGGAAGCCACCGUCGAGGGGUACAGUGACUACACUUCUGGAAGAAAAAUACCUGAAAUGCUCUGCUUUCGUGAGGGAUACCAUUGCGGAGCUGGAUGCGUACUGCAUGACAGCCGAUAUCUGGACGGAGAAGCACACUGUGAAGAGUUACCUUGGCGUCACACUGCACUUCUUCGACAGCAAGAGCAACGCUAUGGACUCCUUCCGCCUGGGGCUCGUCCCCCUGGCCGGGGCCCACACCGCAGCCUACGUCGGGGAGCACCUGAACAGCGUGUGCUCCGAGUGGGGCAUCAUCAAGGAGCGCGUGCAGCUCUUUGUGACUGACAACGCGGAGAAUAUGAAGAAGGUUGUAAAUGACAACUUUAGGGCCGGGACGUGGCAACCGUGCUUUGCUCACACUCUAAAUUUAUGCGCCGACGCCCCUUUCAAGAAAGUGAAGGACAGGAAUGGUGUGGUAAAAGACGCAGUACCGGGUCUUGACGCGCUCAUUGCUAAAGCAAAGAAAAUAGUUACCUACACUAAGCACAGCGUGAAGACUACAGAUGAAAUGCGCAGAAUUCAGAUGGAAGACUACAACCGAUCUGAAGGGACAUGCCUGAAGCUACAGCAAGACGUCGCGACUAGGUGGAAUUCCACCUACCUUAUGCUAGACCGCUUCCUUGAAAUGUCCGAUAUUGUGAGCGCCGCACUCCUCAAAGCCAAGGAUGCGCCCGACAUGCUCUCUGGAGCUGAAAUGUUUACCUAUCGUUCGUUGCUUAAGAUUUUCAGACCUUUCUAUCAGAUAACGCUUGAACUAUCGGGGCACAAAGUUCCGACGGCGAGCAAGGUUGUGCCACUCAUCCACCUUGCAAAUGAAGCACUGUCAAGAGUCGACCCAGGGACUGACGCCAUCGCCAAGGGCACCAGGGACGUUCUGCUCGGAGCCAUGAAGCACUAUUUCGAAAAUAUUGAACGGGUGAAACCAUACAUUAUGGCCACUUUCCUCGAUCCUAGGUUCAAAGACAUGCAUUUCUCGACUAUCGUCAAAAGCUCUGAGGUUAUCUCUCUCGUAGAACGUGAGCUCAAGGAAGUUUUGAGAGGGGAGAAGAACCGGCGGGAGGCCGAGGUACUAGCCAUGCAGGCCGGCGCCCGAGAGGAAGUGACAACUGAUCCAGACAAUCUUUGGGCACUCCACGACUCCGCCGCCGCCAGUCGGACGUCGUAUGGGGAAGAUGAAACUGUCGGCCUCCCCCUGCAACUUCGGGAGUACAAGAGGAAGUCUGUGCUCAGCAGGGAAGGCGACCCCUUUCAGCAGUGGGCAGUACUGAAGGAGGACACCCCCGAGCUGUACACCGUGGCGCUGAGAUACCUUGACUCUUAUCUCUUCCUCAGUCGCCUCGGAGUCAUACUUCUCCCUCGCGGGCUCAAUCGCCUCACCCAAGCGAAGCCGGCUGACUCCUCACCAUCUCGCAAUGAUUGCUUUCCUAGGUUCCUUAGACAUUAA